AAUUAAAGCUGAUCUUUCAUUGGUCAUAUAUACUUAAGCUGCUAACGCCAUUUUGUAACAUAAUGUAAAACUUGUGACGCUGCUUAACUUCGCAGUAAAUACGUAUAAUUUAUUAUAAGAGUUGGUGAACUAGUUACAUACAAUUACGCGGGAAAUAAUAAGAAACAAAGACAAAUAGAUUAUUUUUGAAACGUUUCCGCAAAAAUAUAUUAUAAAAGUUUCUAUUUGCUACUUCGAAAAUAAAGUAAAUAUUAUUGAGAUUAUAAUGGAGAUGAAGUUUUCAAAAUUUAAAAAAGACGAACGUUGUAAAAAAUUAGAGCGUUCCUUGAAACUUUCUUUAUUGAGGAAAAAUGGUAAAUUGACAAAUGAUGACCCAAUCUGGAAUGACACGGAUGCACAGAAUUGGAGUUUUACUGCUUUGUCUCCGAAACCUUUCAAAGAGCCAAAACAUGAUUUCAAGACAGAACAUAAUAUUGUAUCUUCUAAUAAUAAUUCACCAAGAAUAAUGACAAUAAACAAGAACAGGUACAUUACAUAUGAACCAGUAAUUGCAUCUUCCAAUGUUCAACAAUCUCCAAGACAAAAUAACUGCUUUAACAACGAUGUUGCUUCGUCGUUGAAUAUGAAUGAAUAUCAUUGUCAAAUUAAUAGAAAUUCAAAAGUCGUUCAAAGAGAUUCAUUAUUGACUAAUGAAAACUCAACUCUUGUAGUUCAAAGAGAUUUAUACGAACAAACAAAAAAUAUCAAAUAUGAUAAAGAUCUUCCUAGAUUGCAAAAAGAAAAUUCAAAGAGUAAUAGUGAUAAUAACUAUAAUCCUCGUAAAACAAACAUCGCUAAUCUUAAAGAAAAAUCAGGUAGAACUUUUUUUAAUUGGAAAAUUAUGUUAAACAAAGAUGGUCAUCUGCUUAUCAAAGGAACAUUAGAAAGCGGACAAACUGCACGCAGUAAACCUAUUCUUAGAAGAUUGACAGCUACAAGUGUACAAUCUAUUUUUUUACAUAUAUAUUAUCUUGAAGGAAAUAUUAUGGAUAAUGAAAAUGAAUUACCAGAAUAUGUGAGAGGAAAGUUUUAUAAUGGUUUUCCAGAUGACUGGGAAAACGUAUAUCUAUUAUGGAAAGUAUAUAUUUCUGAAGGCAGUAAAUUGAGCUUUCAUUGGCCAACAAAGAUUACAGACAGUGAUGAUGACUUAAAUAGCGAAGUGACAAAUUUAACAUUACAAUCCGUAAAGGAAAACAAAAACAAAUGCCAAAAAUCUUGCAAUAAUACAGAUUAUAGUUCAAGAAUCAAAACUGGUAAUAAUAUAUCUAAUCUUGAAACCCCUAUGCCUAGUUCAAAAAAUUUUGUACAGGUUCUUAAUACAACAAAGAUAAUUCAAGAUAAUAAAAUUUUGAAUAAGGAAAAUCAACAGCAGCAUAAAAAUGUUAAAAAUGUUAAUCAGCCUCAAUGCGUUCAGAAAAAGCAUACAUUGAAGGAUAUUAUACAGGAAGAUAAAAUCAACAUUAUUAUUAAUAAUUUGUUGCAUAAAGAUUGUCCUAAAGAAUACAUCGUAAAAAUUGUACAAAUGUUUAAUUGUCUUGAAGAUGUUCUUUCUUAUAGAAUAGGAACAAAUGACACGAAUAAACUAAAUCGCGAUGAUAACGAUUCUGGAUUGUAUAGCAGUCAAUUACAAAGUAAUGAAACAGUAAUUCGUCCAAGGAGAUCUUGUAUGCCACAAUAUCAUAAUAUGUCACCAAUUACAAACAGAAUCAGUCAUAAUAACUACAACAGAGAAAAUAUGCAUGAGAUCUCGAAUACGAUUCCACAACAACAGUUACAAAAUAACGUAGAAGAAUUGGAUAAGAGAGAUUCUGAAGAAUUAGAAAGUGAAAUUUAUGCAGGUAUGCCUAAAAUCAUAUUUCAAAAAGUAUUAGAAAAUAAAAGGGCAUCAUUAAAACAGGAUAAACAAAAGCAAAGAAAAGGAAUAAUAAAUUCUACCUCUAUGACUAAGAGUCAUAUCACGUCACAAAAAAGAGUUAAGAAAAAACACAGAAUAAUACAUCGUUCUAGUUCCAGCGAUAGUGAUAUUGACAAUGAUAUACAAAAUUUUGUGUCUAAUGAGAAAAAAAAAGAUGAUAAAGUGAUUAGACAUAAUGCGUUGAAGCAAGGGAAAGAUAUUAUACAAUCAAAGACAAUAUCUUUUACUCAGGGAUCUGUAUCGUACGAAGGAAAUCUUGUUUAUCAUGAUCACAGUGUUAGCAUUACCGAAGAUGAAGAACCACGAGUAGAUGAUACGAAUCGUAUAGGAACACAUCCUAAAGAAAAAAAGAGCAGUUUUAAAUAUAAUUGCACUCGUGACAUUUCCACUACGGAUGAUGAAGUAGAAUUACCAGGAGGGAUCAAUUACAAGAAACAUUUGCACACAAUGGAGACCAUAAAACAUAGUGCUAAAAAGCCAAGAAUAAUAAACCACCAUUAAUGGUACGGAUCAUUGCUGAUGUAUUUGAUAGAAUUAAGAAAGCAAUUAAAAUUAUUUUUUCUUUUUUAUUAUUUUAGAAAUACUAAAAAAUAAAAAAUAAAAAUAUAUCUUCUGUA
Molecule: messenger RNA, 2571 nt
Organism: Vespula pensylvanica (western yellowjacket)
Lineage: Eukaryota; Metazoa; Arthropoda; Insecta; Hymenoptera; Vespidae
Exons: 4
Coding region: 266-2455 (729 amino acids)
Source: RefSeq, a predicted model, not a curated record